Molecule: messenger RNA, 4941 nt
Organism: Actinia tenebrosa (Australian red waratah sea anemone)
Lineage: Eukaryota; Metazoa; Cnidaria; Anthozoa; Actiniaria; Actiniidae
Product: NFX1-type zinc finger-containing protein 1
Biological process (GO): regulatory ncRNA-mediated heterochromatin formation
Cellular component (GO): nuclear RNA-directed RNA polymerase complex
Molecular function (GO): helicase activity
Source: RefSeq, a predicted model, not a curated record
GAUACGUUUUGACAACUGCAAUGGGCAACAGAUGCGUUAUUUCAUAGAAAACAAGACAAGUUUUCAAAUGGUUGAAAGUGAUUCGUAUUUUGAGGCUUACAGACACAAUCUCAGUGCCUUACAAAAGUUAACAGACGAAAACUUGCCUUUCAAGGACUAUAUAGUUUUCGGCAAUAAAGAUGUCUUACCACCAAAGUACCUUCUUGAAAAUGCAGAGGAGCCGAAAGAACCAAACGAGGAAGAAGGAGAUAGAGGAAAGGUUGCACACGAGGAAAGUUUGUCGACUGUCAAGGAAACAGAGAAUGCAAAAGAUGAUGACGAAUUGUCGGAGGGCGAAUUGGAUCCCGCAACCGUUUACUUUGAUUUGAAAAUCAUUUGUGAUCCAAAAUAUUCAGAAGACUGCGACCAAAAUAUGUCGAGUGUCCCAGUGCUGGAACUUGACCAAUGGCCAAACAAGGAAGUAUUAGGACUUGAUGAGUCACAGUACCGUGCAUGUCAGCUUGCACUCACUAAGCGCUUUGCGCUCAUUCAGGGUCCACCUGGUACCGGUAAGACUUACGUAGGGCUGAAGAUUGCACAUGCUCUACUUGAUAACCGAGAUUUGUGGAGUGGAGAAAACAGGUCUCCUAUUCUGAUGGUGUCCUACACCAAUCAUGCCCUGGACCAGUUCCUAAUGGGCUUGAACAACAAACAAGGAAUAGUUAGAGUCGGCAGUCGUUCUAGAGUAGAAGAACUUUACAAUUACAAUUUGAAGAUGUUAAGGAAAAGGAAACAUCAUGAUGAGGAUGUUGAUUUGUUAUAUCUUCGAGAAAAAGAUGGUAUCCGUCGAAAGAUAAUGGAAAUUGAGUCGAAAUACUUACCAAAGGAGGCAGCUUCCCUGCUAGCUCAGAGCAAUAAAGCCGUUAUAUCGCUGAAAGGACUGCAAAAGUUUAUAGAGUUUGAGCAUUUCAAAGCGUUAAAGCCUUUCGAACAAUGUUCUUACGUUCAGAUGGAUGAAGAAUUGCUGAGGUGGUUAGACAUUGAGAUCCGUCCCGCCAAAAACCGUGCACGCAAAGAAGAAGACAAGCAGUUCCUUAAGGAAAUCCAAAGGAUGUCGUCCUUUAGGGAGUCUAUUGACGAAGAUAUAGAAGUAAUAGAUACCGAAAAAGGAAAGUUUUUCCCUGCUUGUUACAUCGAUGACGCUGUUGAACCAAAUAAGCUAAGAGAUAGUCUCGAGAAUUCUUACAUCAUGGCUGAAAGAAGAGAAAUUGCAAUUGAUGACAUCUGGCAACUCAGGCUUGAUGAACGAUGGAGACUCUAUCGACUCUGGCGAGAUCGCUUGCAAGAUGACUGCCAAAAACGAAUCAUAGACAGCCAGGAUACAGGUUACGAGACAGAGCUAAAGAAACUGCAAGAAAGCAAUGAAGAUGUUGACUUCAAAAUCUUUCGGAAUUCCAGAGUUAUUGGCAUGACAACAUCUUGCGCAGCGAAGUAUCAUUCACUUCUCCAGCGAGUCAAACCAAAAGUUGUCAUCGUGGAAGAAGCUGCUGAGGUGCUUGAGGCUCACAUCUUGACGUCACUUCCGUUGGAUUGCGAGCACGUGAUUCUUAUAGGAGAUCACCAACAACUGAGGCCAAGCUGCACGGUGUACGAGCUGGCAAAGAAGUACAACUUGAAUAUUUCUAUGUUUGAACGGUUGGUAAAACUACAGAUGCCUUGUGUGCGGUUGUCGGAACAGCACCGUAUGAGACCAGAGAUCGCAUCUCUUAUGAAGCAUAUCUAUGAAGACCUUCAAGAUCAUCCCUCUGUUAAGGAAUAUGACAAUAUGCGAGGUGUGGAACAUAACGUUUUCUUUAUCGACCAUAGACAUCAUGAGGAUAGCAGUGAGGAUUCCUUCAGUCAUUUGAACGAACACGAAGCUCAGUUUCUAGUAAGGCUUUGUCGGUAUUUCGUACAACAAGGCUAUGAACCAAGUCAAAUAACCAUCCUCACACCCUAUCUUGGGCAGAUGUUCAUGAUCAGAGAUCACAUGACUGAAGGCGAUGACGAUUUGAGAAAGCAGACGCGGCUAACGACCAUAGACAACUACCAGGGUGAAGAGAAUGACAUCAUCCUGUUAUCCUUGGUGCGUAGCAACGACACUGGUCACGUGGGAUUCAUUCUGUUGAAAGAACCCAAAGAUUUCCUGGAAAAGGUACCAUAUGGCGGAUGUGAUGUGCCUUGUAUGUGUCGACUGCGCUGUGGACAUUCCUGUAAACUUUCUUGUCAUCCUUUUGAUAAAGAGCAUGAAGAAUUCAAAUGUCUUGAACAAUGUGCAAGAACAAUAAGAGGAUGCGAAAAUGGACACCUUUGCGAAAAGGAAUGCUCGGAACCUUGUGACUUUGACUGUAACUAUCCCGUCGAUAAGAUACUUCGAUGUGGUCACACCAAGAAAAACGCACGAUGUAGUGUUAACAUCCAAAGGCUCGAGUGUGACGUCAGAUGCGAAAAGAAACUUAAAUGUGGCCACCAGUGCCAGGCGAAAUGCGGCAAGUCCUGUACUAAAGCCUGUCAGGAGCUUGAGAAGCGCAAUGAUUGGCCUUGUGGACAUGAAGUUACUAUAGCUUGUUCAGCCACUCCCUUUGAUUGUCCUGGUCCUUGUGGCAAUCCUAUCUGUGACCACAUAUGUUCUGGGAGUUGUGGAGAGUGUCUGCAAGGAAGAGUCCAUCGACGAUGCAUGAAAACAUGUGGUAGAGUACUUGUCUGUGGUCAUGAGUGUCGCGACAAAUGUACCAUCACUUGUCCGCCAUGCACAAACAAGUGUGAAACCAAGUGCAAACACAGUGAAUGCAGAAGGAAAUGCGGUGAGCCUUGCGUUUCUUGUACUGAUCAGUGCGAAUGGAAGUGUGAGCACUUCCAGUGUAGCAAGAAGUGUGGGGAAAUCUGCGAUAGGCCACGCUGCGACGAGCCGUGCCGUAAACUACUACAGUGUAAACACAGAUGCCGUGGUCUGUGUAACGAACCUUGUAUCUGCGUGGAGUGCGAAAAGAAAGAAAUACAAAUCCUCUUCGGAACUGAGGACUUUGAUGAUGAAACUGUGCGCUUUAUUCAACUGAGGGGAUGCGAACACAUCUUUGAAGUGCGCGCACUUGAUCAUUGGAUGGAUAUGGGAAAUGAUGAUCAAACGGAACAAAACUCCAUACAACCGAAGGUUUGUCCAGGUUGCAAAACGCCAAUACAAACCAUGAUGCGUUAUAAUAAUGUAAUCAAGAAACAGCUAAAAGACAUCGAGAGAGUUAAAGGAAAACUGUUUAAACCAUUAAGCGAAGAACGAAGAUAUAAAGUGCGCAAAAAAUUGACCCAGUAUCUCCGUGAUGCUAGCAGCAACAGCAUCAGUAGUUCUGCAGGGCGAAAACGAAGACACGAUGAGGUACUCUUGAAAAGGAUUGAUCAAGCAAGGAACCUCUUUGAAAUCACUAACAUUGGAAACCAGGUGGAAUUGCUAACGCGGUGCCACACGCUCAUCAAGAAAGCAACAGAAACCAAAGCCAAAAUUGCUGAUGAAAAGAGCGCAGAAAUGAAGGAUGUGGAUUUGGGUAUCUCUGUUUUAAAGUUCCUCGAAGAAAAACGCAUCGUUGGUUCAGUUGAGCGGGAGAUCACAGACAUCGAGCUUGAACUGAAACGACAAAAGGUUGUCAUUGAAAUAUGCAGCCUUUUAAGUAAAACAGAAAGCCUUGAUAUUUCACUUUCCAGUGAACACAAAACCCUGUUGGAUAACAUCAGGAACUCGCUGUCAAAAGCCUCUAGCAAUGAAAAGCCAGAGUUGGACUCCUACUUAAAGGAAGUCGAAGAAAUCCGCUCUACAUAUCCUAUUGCUCCGCCAACACGUGAGGAGAAGGACCAAAUAAUCAAAGUCAUGGGGCUGUCCAAAGGUCAUUGGUAUAAGUGUCGUCAGGGACAUGUCUAUGCUAUUGGUGAAUGUGGCGGUGCCAUGGAAACGGGAACAUGCCCAGAGUGUCACGAUGUUAUAGGAGGAGCCUCUCACAGGCUUGCAGAAGGGAAUAAAGUAGCUACCGAAAUGGAUGGUGCUCGACAUUCUGCCUGGUCUGAGCAGGCUAACAUGGGAAACUAUGAUCUGCAAGAAUAAUACCACAUCCUUGUAUGUGACUGUUUCUUUUACAGAAAGGAAUGAAGUAGCUACCGAAAUGGAUGGUGCUCAGUAUUUUGCUUGGUCUGAGGAAGCUAACAUGGAAAACUAUGACCUACAAGAAUAAUACCACAUCCUCGUAUUUAAUUGUUUCUUUUACAGAAGGGAAUGAAGUAGCUACUGAAAUGGAUGGUACUCAGUAUUCUGCUUGGUCUGAGCAAGCUAACAUGGAAAACUAUGACCUACAAGAAUAAUACCACAUCCUUGUAUUUGACUGUUUCUUUUACAGAAGGGAAUGAAGUAGCUACCUGAAUGGACGGUGAUCGAUAUUCUGCUUGGUCUGAGCAGGCUAACAUGGGGAACUAUGAUCUGCAAGAAUAAUACCACAUCCUUGUAUUUGACUGUUUCUUUUGCAGAAGGGAAUGAAGUAGCGUAUGUGAUGAAAAACGAAGAAAUGAGCUAGGAAACUUAAGUAAAUAGUAAAUAAAUUCAUAUCUUAUGGAUAUGUACACUGUAUCGUACUAAAGCAUAGGUUUCAUAUAACUGUAAUCAGUGUUAAUACAGUAAAUAAAGUAAUAUUUUUAUACGACUUAAGAAUAGACAAAAUUAGUUGUUGUUUGAAGAUUGCUUUUUUGAUUUUUUUUUUUAAUUCUUCAUCAAGAUUUUCCAGAUUUUUGAACCAGCAAAUUUCACAUUAAUUUUUCCAUAGUUGGUUCUUGCUUAAGGUAAUGAAUAAUUUGACUUUGAUGUAAUCGUGAAGAAGUUGCGCCCAAAAAAAAUUGAUUGAAAAUCUAGGAGAUUACUAUGGAUGAUCAAUUAAACAGUUUUCAUCUAAA